ACCGAGACGGUCAACUCCAGGCCAAAAUUUGUCCGAAGUUAAGAAUGAUGCUGCAUCUCUCUCUGUUCUGUGUGACUUGUAUAAGUCUAUCCUUUUUAACCAUCUCCUCCAGUAAUUUCCAGAGGGCGCUACCAACGCUUUUUGGAUAAUUUGAAAUGUCUAUGUACAGAAUGAUAAAGAAGAAGAAAAAUUUAUGAAAGAAGCGGAAUGGCGCAUGACUCUGUUUAUCCUAUCUCUAAGAAUCAUUUUGAAUUUCCUUAGAGAACGCCUCGUGCAAGUGAUUUAAUUUAGAUUUUAAUUUUUAUUAUGGCCGAAAGAAAGUGUUUAAUAUGUGGGGCUUCUGAGUCAGAAGUCCAGAGAUUAUUUUGUUUUCCAUACAACCCUGCAAGGAAUGAGUUGUGGAUGCAAACUCUGGGUUUUAAAGCAUGUGCUGUAAGAAAGCAUCACAGAAUUUGCAACAACCAUUUCAGAAGGGAAGCUUUCACCGAUUCAAGUUUGCAGAAACUGAAUAGAAAUGCUAUUCCCAUGCCUUGGGUAAUCUCUUCUUCUGCAGCAAAUACAUUGGAAAGCAUGCCUUCCCUUAUUAAUGAGGAACAUGCUGGUACAUCAGGUAUAUCCACAUUCCCAGCGUCAGUUCUAGCUGAUGAGGUAGAACCUAACACUGAUGAGGAACAUGCUGCUGUAUCAAGUACUUCCACAUUCCCAUCAUCAGUUCCAGCUAAUGAGGGAAAAGCUUCUGUAACUGAAGAGAUACAUGCAGGUACAUCAAUUUCAUUAUCAGUUGCAGCUUACGUAUUCACUUUGGUCAGUGGAGGGCAACUGGACUCGGAAGCUGUCGCUACGGCAAACUUCAUCACGGAAGUGGACAUGCUGUUCGACAGCUUCAAUGGGAAAGCGGCUGUAGGUCCUUUUGGAAAGGAGCUGAGGGGACCUUUGAAGCUAGGCUCCCCUCACAUAAAAUUUUGGAAGGAGGAACAUGAGAAGGUGCAAAAUUGGCAGUUCAUGAGGUAUACAAAAAAUGGCAGAAUCCGAAAAUCUAUGCCACCUUCCCAAACAGGUUGGCUCCAAUCUAUAAAUGCGAUUCAAAUGAUCUGGAAAUACUUAAGGAACAAUGGUUUCAUUUCCCUGAGGACCAGAUCUUUGAAUCAAGAUCCAUUGGAGAACCUGUUUGGGCAAAUAAGGUAUGGUUGCGGAUCCAAUGACAAUCCUACAGUGCAGCAAUUCAUUGGGACCCUGAAAACACAACUCCUCAAUGGUUUGGUUAAUCAAAGCUUUCAAGGGAGAAAUUGUGAGGAUGACGAAAAUACACUUUUGUGUAAUUUGAAAUCAUUCCUCAAUAUUUCCCUUGAGAGGGAGGAGAUGGAAGUUCCAGAAGAUGCUUCUUUGACCGAUCAAAUACCUCAGUUCCAGACGUCACCUGAGGAACUGUCGGUUAAUAUAUCGAGAGAAGUUUCUUCUGGAAACCCUGGUGUUUUUUCGGUAGCAUAUGUGGCAGGAGCUAUUGUGAAGACCCUCAAAAAACACAUAUGCUGUGCCUUAUGCGAUAAUAUGAUCAGUUCAUCCAGUUCAGAACCUCAAAAUUUAUUCAUAGCGAAUAAAGAAUGGUCGGAUGAAAGAUCAGUCCUAAUGUACCCAAGUGAAAGGUACUUUGUUGCUGUAGGAUGUGGAAUUAACAGGUUGGAGGAAUUUUUAGAUAACUCCCCAUCCCAUCCUAAAGUAGCAGCAACCGCACUUGGGGUACUUAGAUCUGACAUAAAUUUUGAGGAUCUAGGAUGUCCUGAUCAUAAAAAUCGCAUAAGGGACAUCACGACUGCUGCAAUAUGCAGGAUUGGCAUUCCUUGGUGGUGCAAAAGGAAGUGCGAAGAAGUAAAGUCAGAUGCCAAAAAAAAGGCCUAUGAAAAAAAAAUUAAAAAAUUGCGUCAUUCCUGAUUUUAUUUAUUUUUUUACUUCUCUUCGACCAGCUUUUGCAUCAUCACCCAUUUCGAUCGCCAUUCUUGUCUACCUUUAUGACCUUCAUGGCUCUAAUUUUCAUGUUUUUCAAAAAUUUCAAAGUUUAAUGAAUUUUAUAUGUUCUAAUCUUCAAUUUCUAUGUACCAAUUGUAAUAAAUUCUUGGAUUCACCAGCUAUAUAUAUAUGUGUGUAUGUCAAUAAACAUAUUCUGCUGCAAUAUGUGGGAUUGGCAUUCCUUGGUGUUGCAAAAGGAAGUGCGAAGAAGUGAAGUCAGAUGCAAAAAAAAUGCUUCAUUCCUGAUUUAAUUUAUUUUUUUACUUCUCUUCGACCAGCUUUUGCAUCAUCACCCAUUUCGAUCGCCAUUCUUGUCUACCUUUAUGACCUUCAUGGCUCUAAUUUUCAUGGUUUUCAAAAAUUUCAAAGUUUAAUGAAUUUUAUAUGUUCUAAUCUUCAAUUUUUAUGCACCAAUUGUAAUAAAUUCUUGGAUUUACUAGUUGUAUAUGUAUGUACCAAUAUGUGUGUGUAUGCCAAUAAACAUAUUCUUGUGAAUACAGAGUUUUGUUAUU
This is a messenger RNA of Coccinella septempunctata (seven-spotted ladybird), 2516 nucleotides long. RefSeq lists its product as uncharacterized. Lineage: Eukaryota; Metazoa; Arthropoda; Insecta; Coleoptera; Coccinellidae. The record is from RefSeq and is a predicted model, not a curated record. Bases 307 to 1929 code for a protein of 540 amino acids. The transcript is spliced from 8 exons.